Messenger RNA from Ostreobium quekettii, 561 nucleotides. NCBI's taxonomy places the organism in Eukaryota, Viridiplantae, Chlorophyta, Ulvophyceae, Bryopsidales, Ostreobiaceae. The record is from the annotation of a GenBank genome assembly.
AUGUGCAGGUUUGUUAGGCACAGGGUCUUCGGCGACACCUGCAAGGCCGUCGUGUGGGCCGCCUUCAUCGCCUGGCUGGUUGCCCUGCCGCUGUGCGUGCGCUACGUCCAGCUCAGAGACGCCCGGUCCAAGGGAUGCCAGCACAUCGCCCACCACAACGAAGGGGUCCACCACGACGGAAUUUUCUACGCCUUCCUGGCCGCCUCUGCAAUGGCGGUGGCCGCAGCGGGGGCUUGGGGCCGGCUGCGCAUGCGCUCAGAUUUUGGCAUUUGCCAAAAUGGCCGUGACGUCAUGGAUCAAAAUCGAUGUCAUGCCAUGACGAAAUGGAUGGCGGCUGUUGUUUGUUGCGAUGCUGCCAGGCAGCCCGUGGUGGAGGCGGCGUGCCUGUGGCUGUUCUGCAGCCGUUGCGCGCUGUGCCAAGAGACACGCACCGUUCUGUGGAACAACGUACGGCGGGGGGAGUGGCGAGGGCCGGAAGAGAUGGCGCUGGUGACCGGGUUGCCUGCGGUGUCGUUGGCGCGGGGAGUGCCUAUGUUCCAACCCCAGGACACACGCGCUUAG